AUGGGAGUUCUUGCCCAGCAGUGCUUCAACCCUAACUGCCGAAGGAGGUCCCCUGGGGAUGGACCCACUUGCCGAUGGCACGUUCGAAACUACGGCUCUGAGGAAGAGCCGCAGAAUGUGACUCUCUGCAAUGCGUGCAAGAUCAACUUUGACCAGAGGAAGUACUGCCCUUACUGCGUCCAGAUCUACCGGGACAAGGACCCGGACAACUUUGACGGCAAAGAGUGGCGCGGCUGCGACACGCGCAGCUGCCGACGGUGGGUCCACGUUGAGUGCGAGGAGACGGCCGCCGGGGGACCGCUAAACCCUCGCGAGGUUUACAUCUGCCCCACGUGUCAGCAGAACAAGUGCGCGACGCGCAAGCGCGACAAGCGCCCUGCGCGCAGCUCGAUCAGCCCGCGCUCUUCGCUGCACUUUCCGGCGGCGUUCAGCAGCGACGAAGGAGGGAGCCGAGCGACCGGCGCCCAACGCGCGGACUCCGAAGAGUUCAACGAGUACAGCAAGAGGUCUCCCGGCGUCGACCUUUCCAAGCUCGAGGCGUCCUCUCUGAAGCGCUACAAGCGCACGUUCCGGCUGGUGGAGCCCCCGGCCGGGAAGGACAGCGAGCGGCUCAUCCCGGUCGUCGAGGAACACUUCGCGGCUCAGGUUGUUCAAGAAGCCGAGACCCUUCUCUCGUUUGCACAUUCGGUGAAGCUCAGGGCAGCCUGCCGAACACCCGCUGACGACGAAUAG
This is a messenger RNA of Klebsormidium nitens, 732 nucleotides long. Lineage: Eukaryota; Viridiplantae; Streptophyta; Klebsormidiophyceae; Klebsormidiales; Klebsormidiaceae. The record is from the annotation of a GenBank genome assembly.